Molecule: messenger RNA, 992 nt
Organism: Ostertagia ostertagi
Lineage: Eukaryota; Metazoa; Nematoda; Chromadorea; Rhabditida; Trichostrongylidae
Source: the annotation of a GenBank genome assembly
AUGCAUCAUAGGCUUGUCACACAUAUGGGCGCAAACGAUGACAGUGCCAAAGAAGUUCUCCUGCCCAUUUCUAUGUCAAGUGAAAAUCUUUCGAAAGGCGAAAAUGACCGACGUGAUAUUCUCUUCAAAGCGUAUGUUGUCAUAACGAUGACAUGGUUAUGGACUGGCUACACUCUUACUGUGCGGUAUACGCGAACUGCUGUUCCGAAAGAUGAGUUGUAUGCCUCCAGUACCGUUGUUCUGAUGGCUGAAGUUGUGAAGGCUGUGCUUUCACUGAUUAUGCUGUUCAUAGAGAGUCGCUAUAAAUUCCAAGAUUUUGCAAUGUGUAUUCAAAAGUACUACUUGGACGCCCCUCGCGAACUUUUCAAGAUGAGCGUACCUUCCGUUGCUUAUGCUUUACAAAAUAAUCUGGACUUCAUCGCGCUUUCUCAUCUCGAUGCUGGAUUAUACCAGGUCACGACGCAACUGAAAGUGUUCACUACUGCGAUAUUCAUGAUGCUGUUCCUCGGGCGGAAGUUCUCGCGAACUAGAUGGGCGGCUAUACUCCUUCUUUUCUUUGGUGUCGCUGCUGUUCAGCUCAACAAUGCUCACGACACUAAUCAGGAAAAGAAGGGAAAUUAUCUCAUAGGAAUUUCGGCGGUUCUCGCCACGUGCAUUACAGCCGGAUUUGCGGGUGUAUACUUCGAAAUGAUGCUUAAAGGAAGUGGCACAACCCGUUCUGGAUUAACGCAAUCUUCUAGAUGUACAGUUACGACAGUGCAUUGUGGCGUUUUUUAUUCAACUGCUAAUGUAAGCGCGCUUAUCGGUUGUUUGUUUUCUGAAGGUGAUUUGAUAAUCGAACGCGGUUUCUUCUACGGGUACGACAUCAAGGUGUGCGCCAUUGUUGGUUUCUUGUCCUUCGGUGGUACUUACAUUUCAUUGGUGAUGAAAUAUCUAGACAAUCUCCACAAGAGUUUUGCUUCUGCUGUUUCCAUUAUCCUAGUUGUUAUAAC